Molecule: messenger RNA, 4214 nt
Organism: Dinoponera quadriceps
Lineage: Eukaryota; Metazoa; Arthropoda; Insecta; Hymenoptera; Formicidae
Gene: bsk
Product: stress-activated protein kinase JNK
Exons: 8
Coding region: 1-1170 (389 amino acids)
Biological process (GO): protein phosphorylation; JNK cascade
Cellular component (GO): cytoplasm; nucleus
Molecular function (GO): JUN kinase activity; ATP binding
Source: RefSeq, a predicted model, not a curated record
AUGCCUUACCUGGGGCCUGACAUGACAACCCGGCUGUCCGCCAUGUUUUACACGGUCGAGGUCGGGGACACCAAGUUCACCAUCCUGAAGCGGUACCAAAAUCUCAAGCCCAUCGGCUCGGGCGCGCAGGGAAUAGUUUGCGCGGCGUACGACACUGUCACUGCGCAGAAUGUAGCGAUCAAGAAGCUGUCCAGACCUUUUCAAAACGUGACACACGCGAAGAGGGCCUACAGAGAGUUCAAGCUGAUGAAGCUGGUCAAUCACAAAAACAUUAUCGGUCUCCUGAACGCGUUCACGCCGCAACGGUCUCUGGACGAGUUUCAAGACGUAUACCUGGUGAUGGAGCUCAUGGACGCGAAUCUGUGCCAGGUGAUCCAGAUGGAUCUGGAUCACGAGCGCAUGUCCUACCUCCUCUACCAGAUGCUGUGCGGCAUCAAGCACUUGCACUCCGCCGGCAUUAUUCAUAGGGAUUUAAAGCCGAGCAAUAUUGUCGUGAAGUCGGAUUGUACGCUGAAAAUCCUCGACUUCGGUUUGGCGAGGACCGCCGGUACCACAUUUAUGAUGACGCCCUACGUCGUCACCCGAUAUUACCGGGCGCCGGAGGUAAUCCUCGGUAUGGGAUACAAGGAGAACGUGGAUAUCUGGUCGGUGGGCUGUAUCAUGGGAGAGAUGAUACGAGGCGGAGUGCUCUUUCCGGGCACGGAUCACAUUGAUCAGUGGAACAAAAUAAUCGAGCAACUGGGCACUCCGGCGCAAGAAUUCAUGCAACGGCUGCAGCCUACCGUCAGGAAUUAUGUGGAGAACAGGCCACGAUAUCCGGGCUACCCCUUCGAAAGGCUAUUUCCGGAUGUGCUGUUCCCUUCGGACUCGUCGGAGCACAAUAGAUUAAAAGCGAGCCAAGCCAGGGAUCUAUUGUCGCGCAUGCUCGUGAUCGACCCGGAGCGACGCAUUUCCGUCGACGAGGCGUUGCUGCACAAUUACAUAAACGUCUGGUACGACGAGGGAGAAGUUAAUGCCCCCGCACCGGGACCAUACGAUCACAGCGUGGACGAAAGGGAGCACACGGUGGAUCAGUGGAAGGAGCUGAUCUACCAAGAAGUCAUGGAGUACGAGACAAGCCACAAUCCUGCGGCGGUAGCUGCAUCGUCAGAGAGCUCUGGGAGCCGGUAGAUACAGCGGAGCCCAUCGGACUCCUUCUCGUCGAGGAAGCAUCCCGACAGUCUGACUUACCGCGUCGACAUGGCCGGAGCGUAGAGAGGAGGAGAGAGAGUGAAAGGGAGGGAGGAAGAGAGGAAGAAGAGAAAGAAAAGGAAGGAAGGGAAGAAGGGGAAGGUGCGUCGACGUCCACGGGAUAUCGGACGCUACCGAUCCGACCUCUCCUUCGAGAAGAGGAGGAGCUGAUUCUGUCGAGCGUCGCCGGGAAAUCGCGGAGGGCUUCCUCGGGCAACGCACGCGUGACCGGAGCAGCAGACGGAGACGUCGUUCGCGCGCUCGUCGCACCCGAGAUCUUCUCUCUGGCCUCUCUUCGCCGAGCGACCUCCGCUGAGAAGCAGGAUCCGAAGGCAGUUUUCCGCAAUGAGAACGACAGAGAGAAAGAACGGCCCUUUUUCGCGCAGGCGAACCGCUGUGCGGGACCCGGGACACCCUCCUCGCUCUUUUUCGUACAUUUCAUACGAGACCGCGGAAGUGAAGAAGGGAGAAUCGCACAGGAGGGAGAAGAAGAGAUCGUGCGUCCGGGAAGAGGAUUCCUUUCUCCUGGGUAUCCUCCCUUGGCCAGUCGCUUUCAGAAAGAAGAAGAGGAUCGAAGGGAGCGAGCGAUCGAACUGCCGUUGGACGAAGUUAUCGUUGCAAGUUGUCGUCCCCUCAACUACUGCCAACCUGGGUUGGACCGAGGCUCUCUCUCUUACCCCCUCGAUUCGUCUCUUCGAUCGGCAAACGCGCUUCCCGAACACCUUCCGGCGGCAUGCCCUUUCACCAGAGCCCUCGGUCUCACGGCACGAUAUUUCUACCUCAGUCCCUUCACCGCGUCCGCUUGACUCUCUCUCUUCUUUAGUGCGAGUGCCCUUAUUCGCUGUCCGAUUUGAAGAAAGCUGCGUCGACGACCAUGCAUGAACAUUCGCGCUGUUGUUCCCGAUCUCCCCGUCGUCCGAUUUGGACGACGCUCUCUCGCAGCGCAUUUUAUAGCAAUAAAGUUGACGUGGGAAUGCAGAACCAAGCUAGAAAUAUCGUACCUCGGGCGAGGCUCCCUCCAAGUCUUAUCAUCAUCGGAGCUGGACCGUCCCUUUAAUUCUCAUAUCCCGUUUCCGAUGCCGAACGUUAAGGGCGUUUUACCAUGUUCGGGACGCCAAGGUAAGGAGGAUCGAUCUGAGAAGCACUGUCGAUCCGGCCGAUCGGCCGUCGUCGUCACCGAAGGGAGAAUCCGAUCGAGUGCGUUUAUCGUUUGCGCGCGGACAACAUAUAUACAUAUAUUUUUCGUACCAUUGUUAAGCACGGGAACACACACUUCUCAAUCACGUAUAUAUUAUAACUCAACGCGACUAUCCUACGACUUUCGGGUACGGUGAUCACGGUACAAAGACCACGUAAGGGAAUAAGGAGAAAUUUAUCACAGAGCUUAUAGUUGCUCGAUCGUAUCCCGUCGGUCGCGGCGGCCGACCGCGUGGACGAUCCGUCGAAGCGUCCGAACGAAUUCCGUUGGGGCCGCAGAUUCGUCUCGGGCGAGCGAGCGAGGGAGGGAAGAAAAAAAUCGGAGUUUGGUACAUAUAUAAAUAUAUAUUAUAUACAUGUGUGUAUAUUAAUUUGUGAACCACACACGGUUCUCUAUGUAGGAGACGCGUGUCGCGCCCCCCGGGAUGAGCGCGAGCGACGCAGAGGGAAACCGAAGCGCGAUACACGUUUGCAAAUAUACCGAGUCGUUGGAAAACGAGAUCGACGGUGAGGUGUGAGAAAUUUUUGUACAUAAAAUAAUUCCCGCAAACGAGGAAACAAGAAUCGAACGAGCGGGAGAAAAUAAAGAAGCGAAGAAAGAAAAGGUUGGACGUGCCGCGAACGAGAGUGUCUGCGCGAUCUCCCGCGACACCCAUUCUUCUCGUCUCCGCUCUGUGCGCUUUCAUCUCAGUCGUCAUCAGUGCCAGUAACGGAUGCGGUCGAGUACUCGUUGUUCGUAUCAUUUCGUGUAAUCGUUGAAGGAUUGGCGAACGCGCGGUCGCUGCUUUAUUUUAAUCGGGACGACGGAAAGAGGAGAGGGAGAGGAAUAAAAGAAGGUGAGAGAGGGGCAUGGAGAAAAUGAAUGAAAAGGAGAAAGAACGACGAACCAGUGCAAUGUCACAACGAUCGAUCCAUGGUAAUAUAGCGUCAGGUACUCUCCGCGCGAUCCUGCAAUUACCGAUUAUAUUCUUAGCUGCGGUAGUAAGUAGUAGCGUUAAUCGAUACUUAUAGCAUCUUCUUCUCGUGCAAUCUCGCGUGCGACGCGCCUCAUCGCACGACGGGCGACGACUCGCUCACGGUGCUCUUAAAAAUGAAAAAAGCGUCUUGCAAUCGGCGAAAGAAACAGAGCGAUUCGAGUGACGCAGUCUGAAUCGAUGCAAUAAGUCGGUGGGCGAAGGUAUAUCUACCCUAUAAUCGAUCACACGCGCGUUAAGAAGUGGCGGCGAAGUGACGAUUUCGCGCUUAAAUUCGUUUCCCGAGAGCGUGAAUCCUCGAGGACGUUUCAGUGAAUUUUUAUUCCCUUCGGAUCGUGUGUUUCGUAUUCGAUACGAAAUAGUUGCAGUAAACGGAGGGGUUGGGGUGUGAGAGGGAGGGAGGCACAGGGGUGGAUGGAAAGAGCGGCAUUGGUUCUUCGACAGAAAUUCGAAGCGGCGACAGUCGUGAUUAAUGGACCGAGCGAGGGUGGGGUCGACGAUGCUGACGACGAUGACGAUGAUAAUGACGAUGACGUAACGACGACAGCGACGACGACGAUGAAGACGACGACUCAGUUGUCGUGCUAUACGAGAUGUAAUUGUAUUUAUUACGCGAAUCGACGAGGAGACAAGAAGAAGAAACCUAUUACCGAAACGACGAGAUGGUGAUGAAUAAUUGUAUAAUGUAAACGUUAAAAUUUUUAUUUUCCACGACGAUAGUUAUGUGAAUAUAUUGCUACAGUCCGAUCCAAAUAUAAUCAAGCUUUUGUAACACUAAUUAUAAUAAAAGUCUAAUGAUGAUACUGCUAAUUA